AUGCUCCAUCAAUUAAUGGAUGCUUUACGAGAGCAUUGUGUCACACUAGCUCACAUUUUUCUCGACUUCUGUGUCGAUUACGCAGGACCGUUUAGGGUAAAAAUCUCACGCAACGUCACUGAUAACUCAAUGAACUAUCAUUUCAUACCAGCUUCUUCUCCCUAUAUAGGAAGUUUAUGGGAAGCUGCAGUAAAAUGCGCUAAAACACAUUUACGGAAGGUUAUGGGAUCUUUUUCAUUAACGUUUGAAGAGCUAACUACAACAUUUGCUAAAAUCGUGGCUUGUCUUACUUCGAGAUUCCUCAUUCCUAUGUCAAGUGAUCCCACAGACUUCACACUUCUCACACAAUGUCACUUGAUUAUUGGCGAACCACUUACAUGUAUACCCGAGGAUGACCUUUGCGAGGUCCCACAAAAUCGUCUAACCAGAAUGCAACAUCUUACCCAGAUUAAGCAACAUUUUUGGUCAAAAAGGACACAAAAUUAUUUGACACAACUUCAUCAUCGAUCAAAAUGGACUUCUGUUCAAGGUCAAAAGAUCAAACCUGGUACAAUGGUUCUUCUACAAGACAAGGAUCUUCCUCCAAUGAAGUGGUACUUAGGAAGAGUAAUUAAAGUGCAUCCUCGAAAGAACGGACUUACGCGAGUCGUUACUGUUCAAACUAAAAGUGAUGUUUUCAAAAGAGCUUUAAAUAAGAUAUGCAUUUUACCAAUCAAAGAAAUAAAUGACAGAAUAUUCGGCUAA
Molecule: messenger RNA, 744 nt
Organism: Belonocnema kinseyi
Lineage: Eukaryota; Metazoa; Arthropoda; Insecta; Hymenoptera; Cynipidae
Exons: 3
Coding region: 1-744 (247 amino acids)
Source: RefSeq, a predicted model, not a curated record